UGUCUUCUUCUCCAGAGAUGGUGGACACGGAGAGCAGCGUGGUCCUUGCUGAGUUUUGGGCUGGGCACGUUGGACUUGGCAGAGAUGGACAACAAGAUGAAUAGUUUUGACAUGGAGACCCUGUCGACGCUGGACUACCCGUAUCUCCCCUCUCUAGAGUACAGCCACAACAGUCCCCACCACCACAGCCCAGACAGAAGCCACUCAUUUAACCACAGCCCAGACAGAAGCCAAUCAUUUAACCACAGCCCAGACAGAAACCACUCAAUCAACCACAGCCCAGACAGAAGCUACUCAUACAACCACAGGUCAGACAGAAGCCACUCAUUUAACCACAGCCCAGACAGAAGCCACUCAUUUAACCACAGCCCAGACAGAAGCCAAUCAUUUAACCACAGCCCAGACAGAAACCACUCAAUCAACCACAGCCCAGACAGAAGCUACUCAUACAACCACAGGUCAGACAGAAGCCACUCAUUUAACCACAGCCCAGACAGAAGCCACUCAUUUAACCACAGCCCAGACAGAAGCCAAUCAUUUAACCACAGCCCAGACAGAAACCACUCAAUCAACCACAGCCCAGACAGAAGCCACUCAUUUAACCACAGCCCAGACAGAAGCCAAUCAUUUAACCACAGCCCAGACAGAAACCACUCAAUCGACCACAGCCCAGACAGAAGCCACUCAUACAACCACAGGUCAGACAGUAGCCACUCAUUUAACCACAGCCCAGACAGAAGCCACUCAUUUAACCACAGCCCAGACAGAAGCCACUCAUUCAACCACAGGUCAGACAGAAGCCACUCAUUUAACCACAGCCCAGACAAAAGCCAGUCAUACAACUACACAUACAGUGUGUAUCAAAGUUCAGUAAACGAUGAGCCCUUAUCGCCUUCUCAGUCUAGCGACUGUCACAUUGUCAGCCUGUCCAGACCCCGGCCUCACUCCAAUCCCCUUACUUACACAGACGCCAGCUCUCCACUCAAUAUUGACUGUAGAGUGUGUGGGGACAAGGCCUCAGGCUUCCACUAUGGCGUCCAUGCCUGUGAGGGCUGCAAGGGGUUCUUCCGCAGAACCGUGCGGUUAAAACUGGUGUAUGACCACUGUGAGCUGCACUGUCGGAUUCACAAAAAGAGCCGGAAUAAGUGCCAGUACUGUCGCUUUCAGAAAUGUCUGCUUGUGGGCAUGUCACACGAUGCCAUCCGCUUCGGCCGGAUGCCCCAGGUGGAGAGAGAGAAGCUGCAGGCUGAGUUUAUGGAUGUGGACCCCAGGAACCCAGAGUCAGCGGAACUGAGAGCCCUGUCCAGACAGCUGUGCUUGUCCUACCACAGACACUUUCCCCUGACCAAGAGCAAGGCCAAGGCCAUCCUCUCUGGAAAGACCCACGGAAACUCACCGUUUGUCAUCCAUGACAUGAAGUCUCUGACGGCGGGUCAGUACUUUAUAAACUGUAGACAGCUCCCAGUACUGGAGCGCCAGAGGUCCGUCCUGCCCCCUGAGGAGCCUGCUGGGGAGCUGGAGCUCUCCGUCUUCCGCCGUAUCCAGAUCCGCUCCGCAGAGGCCGUACAAGAGGUCACAGAGUUCGCCAAGAGCAUCCCUGGGUUCACAGAGCUGGACAUGAACGACCAGGUGAUCCUGCUGAAGUACGGGGUCAUCGAGGUCAUGACGACCAUGCUGGCGCCGCUCAUGAACAAGGACGGCACACUGUUUGCCUAUGGACAGAUCUUCAUGACCCGAGAGUUCCUCAAGAGCCUGAGGAAGCCUUUCUGUGAGAUGAUGGAGCCCAAGUUUGAGUUUGCGGUAAAGUUCAACGUGCUGGAGCUGGACGAUAGUGAUAUGGCGCUCUUCUUCGCCGUCAUCAUCCUCAGUGGAGACCGUCCAGGCCUGGUGAACGUGAAGCCCAUUGAGGACCUCCAGGAGACAGUGCUGCAGGCCCUGGAGCUGCAGUUGAAGACCAUCCACCCAGACUGCCCCCAGCUGUUCGCCAAGCUACUGCAGAAGAUGACCGACCUGCGGCAGCUGGUGGCCAACCACGUCCGCCUCAUCCACCUGCUCAAGAAGCAGGAGCUGGAGGUGUGUCUGCAUCCCCUACUGCAGGAGAUCAUGAGAGACCUGUACUAAAGUGGAGGGGGAUUCAGUUUAACAACUAUGAGGAAAAGAAGACUGCUCACUGUGAUAUAUACAGUAGUACAGUAUUAUCCCAAUUGUGAUUACUGUAACAAUGUGUAGACCCUUAUAGAUCUUUAACUAGCCUGGUCCUAGACCUGUUUGUGCUUCGUCAACGCCUCUGUGGCUUGUACGUCGU
Messenger RNA from Oncorhynchus mykiss (rainbow trout), 2305 nucleotides. Its product is annotated as peroxisome proliferator activated receptor gamma. The record is from RefSeq and is a predicted model, not a curated record. Gene Ontology annotation, biological process: positive regulation of transcription by RNA polymerase II; positive regulation of fatty acid metabolic process; cell differentiation. Gene Ontology annotation, cellular component: nucleus. NCBI's taxonomy places the organism in Eukaryota, Metazoa, Chordata, Actinopteri, Salmoniformes, Salmonidae. Gene Ontology annotation, molecular function: DNA-binding transcription repressor activity, RNA polymerase II-specific; RNA polymerase II cis-regulatory region sequence-specific DNA binding; nuclear receptor activity.